Molecule: messenger RNA, 2649 nt
Organism: Phytophthora sojae
Lineage: Eukaryota; Oomycota; Peronosporomycetes; Peronosporales; Peronosporaceae
Exons: 4
Coding region: 1-2649 (882 amino acids)
Source: RefSeq, a predicted model, not a curated record
AUGGCGAGCCAGUCGGAUCUCCAGCCUGGAGUCGAGGAGAUAGCCGCAUUCGUGGACGACAGCGUCUUCACUCAGUUGAGCGCGAAACUGGGGGACGCGAAGGAAGGCAACGAGGGAGCACUGGAGAAGAAGCCUCUUCGCAUCGAUAAGUAUUUGAAAAAAUAUCGCGACGCGGGACUCCGGGUCUCUCAGAAUAAAUUUAAGGGAUGCUUGGAGGUGAAGAUUGGGAUCGUAUACGAGCACCCAGACGUGACGGUCGAUCUUGCGGAAACCAUUACGGCCAAGACGGUGAAAGACCUCCUGGCAAAGUUUGUCCCUGAAGCCCGCUCCGGCACGCCCAAGUUGGAUGAAAAUGAAAUGGAGCGAAUCGCGGAGGCGUUCACCAAGGGCCGGUACCUCGGCGAAGCCCACCUCGACCUCGCACAGUAUCUGCGGGACUGCUGGAAGGCCUACACCCCCACAAAGUACAAGGCGCCAUGUGUGGCGGUCGUGCAGAGUUCUGGCUUCGGCAAGAGUCGGAUGGUGCGUGAGCUCGCGAUUGAGGCUCAAAAGAGCGCCUUGAACAUGAAAGUCCUGUACAUGUGUGCCCGUGUGCACGAGUCGACGGGGUUUCCCAAGGCUACGAGCGAGCUUCGUGGUUGGCUGUUUCAAGAAGGCUCCAAAGUGGAAGACAUCGCCAGUCGAUUGAAGACAAUUUACGUCUACGCGAACAAGCAUUGGGCGGACGUUCAGAAGGAAUGGCUGAAGCUGUUUACCGAACAGGCAGCGGACACCUCUGUAAAGGCGAAACUUUCGGAUGAAACAGACACGCUGGAGGGGGAUACCUCCACCGAGAAGAAUCCAAAUGGCAGAAUCGUGGUUCUGGUGAUCGAUGAAGCGAGAAGUCUGCUGGCUGAGAAGGGAGGCAAGAAGAAUGACUUCCGAAUGUUGCGAAAUGCUCUCAGAUCCGUGAACAAAGAUAUCGGCCAUCGUGGAUGCAUUUUCGGCGUGCUGAUUGAUACGAACUCCAGGAUCUCGGACCUGGCGCCUCCGCUGUUGUUGGACCCAUCAUCUCGGCUUUUCGAUGGAGAGUUGGCAUCGUUUGCGCCAGUUGUGUUAGCUGAGACAAUGGACGCACACUGGGAUCAAUACUGUGAAGAAAAACAAGCCGGCGAAGAUGAAGAAAUGAAAGAGGACAUCCAAGAUCAAGAACGUGCUAAGAUAGCUAUGUACAAGAGAAUCGUUACCGGGGAUGCGAGUCAAGCUUGGCACGCGUUGUGCCGCAUGGGGCGUCCGAUGUGGUACAGCACUUGCCCCAAUCCUGCGGAUAGAGAAGAUGUGAUCAAUCUUGCGGCGAACAAGCUGCUACUGGGGAUUCCCCCUUCGCAAAAUGCGUACAACAAGGAUACCAUGUUUGGUGUCGCCUCCAUGCUUUGCCGUCUGGGCGUGCGCCCGCAUUCAACGUCGGCUCUGGCAUCUCGGUCGACUGCCGACUUCAUGGCGAUUCUCGCGUAUGUGAAUUUCAAACGAGAGGGUUACGUCACCAGCUACGCUUCGGACCCAGUGCUCGCCUUAGGAGCGAUGAAAGUGUGGUAUGAACUGAAAUAUGGUCUGGCAAAGUAUAUCCUGCCGCAACUCAAGAACCUCCUUUUGGAUGAAGCAUUAGACACCGGUGGAGUUGGCGAAAUUGGCGAGAUGGUUGCUCGGAUUUUGCUGCUUCUGGCGAUGGACACGUGUGUGAUGGGGGACAAAAGCUUUUCCCAGUGCUACCACACGAUCGGGCAAUUUGUACCGGUGCAGCAAUUCUUGAAGGUGCUACAAGGCAAGAAAAAGCUGCCGAUAUAUCUCGAGAGGAUGAUCAGCAUGGAGAAUUUGAGACCAGAAUUCAACAAGUGGUGCUCGAAGUGGGAUGGUUGGUACAUGGGGUUCACCCACUUUGUGCAGUUGCAGCUUGAGCCGAAUGAAGACACGCUUUGGUUUUUGCUGGGGCGUCAAGCUGCAGGUAUUUUCCCCCGUAACCAGUAUGGAGCCGAUUUGUUGAUCCCGAUGUUUAAGAAGAGAUCCAACAGCAGGCCAGAAGUGUUGAUGAUGUUGAUUCAAGUGAAGAAUCGUUCCCCAGUCGAUGGUGGGUUUUCCAGGGCAGCGACGGAGAAACUAUGCCCCUGGUUUGUGUUCGGAAAGAACAGUGAUGGGAACUCGUCAGCGGGGAAAUCUACUGAUGAAAUUGGUAGGGAUCCGAAACCGCUGGGUUCCACGGAUGUCCGUGAUACCAUUCGCAUCUACAUGAAUGUGCGCGGUCGGAAGAGUGACGGCAAGUUCAUCUAUGCCACGACAAUGAAAGACAAUCUUCCGAACAAUCCUGGCGUCUCAAGUGUGUCGAGUGUCUCGGAGGAGGAGCCUGUUUUCACGAUCUGCCUCCGUUUGCUCAACAGGGUCACCUACCCGUUCCUGAGCGACGGCGUGGCUUCCAUUCUAUCAAACAUGGUGGAGUCUCAGUAUGACCCGCUGGGGCUUGUGGAGGGCGACCUGGACUAUCGCGAUGAAGAUGAAAAACGGAACGAAGACGCUAGUUCGUAUGCAAAGUUGUCGCUUACCGCGAAGCGCGACAAGUUGUUGCAGAACGCCCGUAAAGCACUAGCGUACGCGCCGGGUGACAAGGAAGAAGAGUGA